Messenger RNA from Oryctolagus cuniculus (rabbit), 4035 nucleotides. Lineage: Eukaryota; Metazoa; Chordata; Mammalia; Lagomorpha; Leporidae. The record is from RefSeq and is a predicted model, not a curated record.
AUGGGCGUCCUUGCUCUCCCCGUAGGUCCUCCGUGUCACAUCCACUCAUGCUUUCAUAAGGACCAAAAAGAUGCCCUAUGUAAAGUACUCUUAAGAGUAAAAUGCAACAUAUGUUUAUUACUAACCCACCAACCCACUUGGGAUGACUGUCAGCAGCUUUUACAGGCCCUCCUGACCACGGAAGAGCGGCAGCGGGUUUUCACAGAAGCCCGCAAAAAUGUGCCGGGGGAUGACGGCCGCCCCACUCAGCUACCUAACGAGAUUGAUGAGGUGUUCCCGCUGACUCGACCUAAUUGGGAUUUCAAUACGACAGUGGGUAGGGAGCGACUCCGUCUCUACCGCCAGGUUCUCCUGACAGGGCUCCGAGGGGCAGGAAGGCGCCCCACCAAUUUGGCCAAGGUACGUGCGAUUGUGCAGGGUAGUGAGAAAACUCCAGCAGGAUUUUUAGAAAGGCUAAUGAAAGAAUACAGAAUAUAUACUCCCUUUGACCCACAGGCCCCUGACCGGCAGGCUGAUGUAAUCAUGUCCUUCAUUGGACAAUCGGCCCCGGACAUCCGCACAAGGCUACAGAGGCUGGAGGGGUUGCAGGGGUAUACACUGCAGGACCUAGUUAAGGAGGCAGAAAAGAUUUUCAAUAAAAGAAAAACAAAGGAGCAAAGAGAAGAGAGGUUACGCAGAGAACAGGAACGUAGGGAAAACCAGAGAGAUAAAAAAAGAAACAAAGACUUAGUUAAAAUCCUAGCCACUGCAGUCACAGGACCAGAGCAGGCAAAAGGUAAACAAGAUAGGGACCUGGGAGACAAACGGAGGCCACGGCUGGACCGAGACCAGUGCGCAUACUGCAAAGAAAGAGGACACUGGGCUAAGGAUUGCCUGAACAAAGGACAGCCAAGGCGCCAGCGGAGAGCGAUGCCCGUCUUGGCGCUGGAAGAAGACGACUAGGUAGGUCAGGGCCAGGCGCCUCCCCCUGAGCCCCGGGUAACUCUAAAAGUGGGAGGCCGGCCAGUCACCUUCCUGGUCGAUACGGGAGCCCAACAUUCAGUCCUCACAAUGGCCGGAGGCCCCCUUAGUUCCAAGACAUCAUGGGUCCAGAGGGCCACUGGAGGAAAACUGUACAAAUGGACUACUGAGCGUAAAGUCGACCUGGCAACAGGGCGGGUCACGCAUUCGUUUCUACUAGUACCGGACUGCCCAUACCCCCUGCUGGGAAGGGAUCUGCUCUCAAACGUUGGGGCCCAGAUCCAUUUCCAAGACAAGGGGGCCACAGUAGUCGGCCCCACAGGCCAACCCCUCCAUGUGUUGACCCUCCAGCUGGAAGAUGAACACCACCUUCACGAGAGCCCCCUAUCAGCUCAGCCCCAAGUAACAUCUGAAUGGCUUACUAAAUUCCCCCAGUCUUGGGCGGAAACGGGAGGAGUAGGGCUGGCUAUCAGACAGCCCCCGGUGAUAGUAAACCUGAAGCCCACGGCCACUCCCGUAUCAAUCCACCAAUACCCUAUGGCUGCGGAGGCGAAGGAUGGAAUUCGACCACACAUACAGAGACUGAUAAAACUGGGCAUAUUGAGACCUUGUCAGUCACCUUGGAACACCCCUUUGUUACCAGUCAAAAAGCCUGGCUCUAAUGAUUACAGGCCAGUGCAAGACCUACGGGAAGUAAACCGUAGGGCUGAGGACAUUCACCCCACGGUCCCUAACCCAUACAACCUGUUGAGCACCCUGCCCCCGACCCGAACUUGGUAUACAGUACUUGACCUGAAGGAUGCCUUCUUUUGCCUAAGACUGAGCUCCCAGAGUCAACCUCUCUUUGCCUUCGAGUGGAAAGACCCGGAGACUGGGUUUUCGGGACAACUAACGUGGACCAGGCUUCCCCAAGGGUUCAAGAACUCCCCUACGCUGUUUGAUGAAGCCCUACACCAGGACUUGGCGGACUUCCGGGUAAAGCACCCAGAGUUGACUCUCCUACAAUAUGUGGAUGACCUAUUGUUAGCUGCAGAGACUGAGCAGGGUUGCACCAGAGGUACGGAGGCCCUACUCUGUAGGUUGGAAGAGCUAGGAUACAGGGCUUCCGCGAAAAAGGCCCAACUUUGCACCCAACGCGUGACCUACCUAGGCUACGUAUUGGAGGGGGGUCGGAGGUGGCUGACUGAGGAACGGAAAAAGGCCGUAGCGCUCAUUCCGCCGCCUAAAAAUGCUCGUCACCUCAGGGAGUUCUGGGGCAGUGCCGGUUUCUGCCGCCUCUGGAUACCGGGUUUUGCGGAGAUGGCAGCAUCCCUGUACCCCCUAACCAGGGCAAAUUCCCCGUUUAUCUGGGGAAGGGAACAACAAUUAGCUUUUGACAGAAUAAAACGGGCCCUCUUGGAGGCCCCUGCAUUAAGCCUCCCGGACCCCGCUAAGCCCUUUACCCUCUAUGUGGAUAAAAAAGGGGGAAUGGCAAAGAGUGUCUUGACUCAGGAUUUGGGGCCCUGGAAAAGACCUGUGGCGUAUUUUUCAAAGAAACUGGACAGUGUCGCCUCGGGGUGGCCCCCUUGCCUCCACAUGAUUGCGGCUGUGGCCGUCUUGGUGAAAGACUCAGAUAAAUUGACUUUGGGGCAACCACUCACCAUAGUGGCACCCCAUGCCAUCGAGGCCGUCAUCCGCCAACCACCAGAUAGAUGGCUCUCGAACGCCAGGGUCACCCACUACCAGGCCAUGCUGCUCAACCCUGAACGGGUCCGGUAUGGAACUGCUGCCUCGAUCGACCCGGCCACCCUGCUUCCUGAGCUGGGGUCUGAAUCACAAGUCGACCACGACUGCCACCAAGUGUUAGCCGAAGUGCACGGGACCCGAGAGGACCUGACCGAUCUACCCCUGUCCAACGCAGUCACCUGGUAUACGGACAGGAGCAGCUUCUUGCACCAAGGUGAGAGAAAGGCAGGGGCGGCGGUGGUUGAUGGGGAAACUGUCAUAUGGGCCUCUGCUCUGCCCCCAGGGACUUUGGCACAGAAGGCUGAACUUGUGGCCCUCACCCAAGCACUUCGUGCCGCUGAAAAUCGGAGCAUAAAUAUUUAUACAGACAGCCGUUAUGCCUUUGCCACUGCGCAUAUACAUGGAGAAAUAUAUCGGAGGAGAGGGUUGCUAACCUCAGGGGGCAAGGACAUUAAAAAUAAGCAGGAGAUCCUAGACCUCCUACAAGCCCUCCACCUUCCUAAGAAAGUGAGCAUCAUCCACUGCCCAGGUCAUCAGAAGGGAGAUGACGCAGUGGCCAAGGGGAAUAGAAUGGCGGAUGAGGUAGCUAAAACAAGGGCCCUGGACAGCGUCACUCUAGUAACGCAGUCAUCUGAAACCUCAAAUAACCCUGGGUGGUCAUAUUCGGAGCAAGAUGUGACAGCUAUCCAAAGACUGGGAGGCGUGUACAACGACCAGCGUAAGGUCUGGGAGAUCCAGGGAAAAACAGUAUUGCCGAGAAAGGAAGCCAAGGACCUCAUAAAAGACCUCCAUAGAUAGACCCACUUGGGACAUAAAAAGUUAAAGGCCCUACUGGACAGAGAGGAACUAACCUAUUUCAUAAUAGGACUGGACUCAUUAGCAAAACAAGCGACAGAAUCCUGUGUUCCUUGUGCAAAAGUAAAUCCAAAGUGUAUUAAAGUACCAGAGGGAGCAAGGAUGCGAGGGGCACGCCCGGGAACGAACUGGGAGGUGGACUUUACUGAGAUUCGUCCCGGUAGGUAUGGAAUUAAGUAUCUCCUAGUAUUUGUAGACACUUUUUCCGGCUGGACAGAGGCUUUUCCGGUAAAGAAGGAAACAGCGCAGGUGAUGGUCAAAAAUCUUGGAAGAAAUCUUUCCGUGGUUUGGCCUGCCUAAGGUACUGGGAUCCGAUAAUGGGCCGGCCUUUGUCUCCCGGGUAAGUCAGUUGGUGGCCAAGGUACUGGGGAUUGAUUGGAAAUUCCAUUGUGCGUACAGACCCCAGAGUUCAGGACAGGUAGAGCGCAUAAAUAGAACAAAAAAAAAAAAAAAAGGGAGACCUUAACCAAAUUAAUGAUGGAGACUGGCGCUAGA